Miscanthus lutarioriparius is the source of this 696-nucleotide messenger RNA. NCBI's taxonomy places the organism in Eukaryota, Viridiplantae, Streptophyta, Magnoliopsida, Poales, Poaceae. The record is from the annotation of a GenBank genome assembly.
AUGCCCCCUCUUGCGCCGCCGCCAGCUGAUCACAAGGCCUGGCCGGGGCAGAGACACGCAGAGAAGAGCCAAAAGGCCGCGGGGGCGCCGGCGCCGCGCGAGGCGCUCGUGCAGCGGAGGGCGUCGUUCCACGGGCGCGGCACGCCCGAGCAUCAGCAGCAGCAGCGAGACCACCUGCUGAGACAGAGGCCCCGGACACACCCGGACCUGCUGGCCGGCGUCAGGGAGCCGGGCUUCCGGCGGGCGGGCGUCCACGGCGGCGACGCUACCACCGCCGCCGCUGUCGCUGUCCCGUGGGGCAGGAGGGCGGCGCCGAGCAAGGCGCUGGUGACCGUCGCCGUGCAGCGGAGCAUGUGGGCGCUGCACGUGAUGGCGGGCGCCGAGUGGCGCGUCGCGGACCUGGUCGCCGCCGCGGUGGAGCUCUACACCAGGGAAGGACGGCGCCCGCUGCUGCCGUCCGCCGACCCCUCCGCGUUCGGCCUCCAUUACUCCCAGUUCAGCUUGGAAAGCUUGGACCCGGCGGAGAAGCUCAUGGAGCUAGGGAGCAGGAGCUUCUUCCUCUGCCCCAGGGCUACUGCGGCAGUUGCGGCUCCCUCUACGCGCCCAGUAACUGAAGCCGGCAAGACCACGCCCACCUCUGGGCCAAACAUGCUACCUCCAUGGCUCGGCUUCAUGCACUUCUGGCCAUUGUUGUAG